Molecule: messenger RNA, 11831 nt
Organism: Orcinus orca (killer whale)
Lineage: Eukaryota; Metazoa; Chordata; Mammalia; Artiodactyla; Delphinidae
Gene: XDH
Product: xanthine dehydrogenase
Exons: 35
Coding region: 299-4261 (1320 amino acids)
Molecular function (GO): molybdopterin cofactor binding; FAD binding; xanthine dehydrogenase activity
Source: RefSeq, a predicted model, not a curated record
AGUCGUCUGGCACCAGCAUCCUCCUUGCUGAUAUCUGCCUGUGUCUUCCUCUGUGCUCUUCGACACAGGUGUUGGGGGUGUGAUUUGCUGUGUGUGAUUGCAUUUUCCUUGAUUAUGUAAACGGGUGUCUUUUGCCAAGAGCUCUCCAUGCCCCGAAGCUCUGAGCUUGGUCCCUCCCAUCGGCUGACUUCAUUUCAUUUUUUUGGGAGGCGUAUUUUUCAAGUUGCAGAGCAGUAAUAACUGGCAGUGCCUCUUGGGCAUAAGGUACCUGGAGUUCAGGGACCCCCAACCCGUGACAAUGACAGCAGAUGAGUUGGUUUUCUUUGUGAAUGGCAAAAAGGUGAUGGAGAAAAAUGCAGAUCCAGAAACAACCCUUUUGGCCUACCUGAGAAGAAAAUUGGGGCUGAGAGGGACAAAGCUGGGCUGCGGAGAAGGCGGCUGUGGGGCCUGCACGGUGAUGCUUUCCAAGUAUGAUCGUCUCCAGGACAAGAUCAUUCACUUUUCUGCCAAUGCCUGCCUGGCUCCCAUUUGCUCCUUGCACCAUGUUGCCGUGACAACUGUGGAAGGAAUCGGAAGUACCAAGACGAGGCUGCAUCCUGUGCAGGAGAGAAUCGCCAAAAGCCACGGCUCCCAGUGUGGGUUCUGCACCCCCGGCAUCGUCAUGAGCAUGUACACGCUGCUUCGGAACCAGCCCGAGCCCACUGUUGAGGAGAUCGAGGAUGCCUUCCAGGGAAACCUGUGCCGUUGUACAGGCUACAGACCCAUCCUCCAGGGCUUCCGGACUUUCGCCAAGGAUGGUGGAUGCUGUGGAGGAAAUGGGAACAACCCAAACUGCUGCAUGAACCAGAAGAAAGACCACGAGCAGGUCACUCUCUCGCCAUCUUUAUUCAACCCAGAGGAAUUCAUGCCCCUGGAUCCCACCCAGGAACCCAUCUUCCCCCCAGAGUUGCUGAGGCUGAAAGACAUUCCGCAGAAGCAGCUGCGUUUUGAAGGGGAGCGUGUGACCUGGAUCCAGGCCUCCGCCCUGAACGAGCUGCUGGACCUCAAAGCGCAGCACCCUGAGGCCAAGCUGGUGGUGGGGAACACGGAGAUUGGCAUUGAGAUGAAGUUUAAGAAUCAGCUGUUCCCUGUGAUCAUCUGCCCAACCUGGAUCCCUGAGCUGAAUUCAGUGGAGCAUGGACUGGAGGGUAUCUCCUUUGGAGCCGCUUGCCCCCUGAACUCUGUGGAAAAGACCCUGCUUGAUGCGGUUGCUAAGCUUCCCACCCAGAAAACAGAGGUGUUCAGAGGCGUCCUGCAGCAGCUGCGCUGGUUUGCCGGGAAGCAGGUCAAGUCUGUGGCGUGCAUUGGAGGGAACAUCAUCACAGCCAGCCCCAUCUCCGACCUCAACCCUGUGUUCAUGGCCAGUGGGACCAAGCUGACCAUCGUGUCCAGAGGCACCAGAAGAACGGUUCGGAUGGAUCACACCUUCUUCCCUGGCUACAGAAAGACCCUGCUAGGUCCAGAGGAGAUACUGCUCUCCAUUGAGAUCCCCUACAGCAGGGAGGGUGAGUUUUUCUCAGCAUUCAAGCAGGCCUCCCGCAGAGAAGAUGACAUAGCCAAGGUGACCUGUGGCAUGAGAGUCCUGUUCCAGCCAGGAGCCACGCAGGUAAAGGAGCUGGCCCUUUGCUAUGGUGGAAUGGCAGACAGAACGAUCUCAGCCCUCAAGACCACGCAGAAACAGCUAUUGAAGUUCUGGAAUGAGAAGCUGCUGCAGGACGUGUGUGCAGGCCUGGUGGAGGAGUUGCCCUUGUCCCCAGACGCCCCAGGUGGCAUGAUUGAGUUCCGGCGCACCCUCACCCUCAGCUUCUUCUUCAAGUUCUACCUGACAGUGUUGCAGAAGCUGGGCAAAGAGGACUCAGAAGAUAAGUGUGGUAAACUGGACCCCACCUAUUCCAGCGCCACCUUACUCUUUCACAAAGACCCUCCGGCCAACAUCCAGCUCUUCCAAGAGGUGCCCAAGGGUCAGUCUGAGGAGGACAUGGUGGGCCGGCCCCUGCCCCACCUGGCCGCGGCCCUGCAGGCCUCUGGGGAGGCUGUGUACUGCGAUGACAUCCCUCGCUACGAGAAUGAACUCUUCCUCCGGCUUGUCGUCAGCACCCGGGCCCACGCCAAGAUCAAGUCCAUUGAUAUUUCAGAAGCUUGGAAGGUGCCAGGCUUUGUUUGCUUUCUCUCCGCUGAUGAUAUUCCUGGGAGUAAUGAAACUGGACUUUUUAAUGAUGAGACAGUCUUUGCAAAGGAUAAGGUGACUUGUGUUGGGCACGUCAUUGGUGCUGUGGUCGCCAACACCCCAGAACACGCACAGAGAGCCGCCCAUGGAGUGAAAGUCACCUAUGAGGAUCUUCCAGCCAUUAUCACGAUUGAGGAUGCUAUAAAAAACAAUUCCUUUUAUGGAUCUGAGCUGAAGAUUGAGAAAGGAGACCUCAAGAAGGGGUUUUCGGAAGCAGAUAAUGUUGUUUCAGGCGAGUUGUACAUCGGUGGCCAAGAGCAUUUCUAUCUGGAGACUCACUGUGCCAUUGCUGUCCCGAAAGGCGAGGCAGGGGAGAUGGAGCUCUUUGUGUCCACACAGAAUACCAUGAAUACCCAGUCCUUUGUUGCAAAAAUGUUGGGGGUUCCAGUAAACCGGAUUCUGGUUCGAGUGAAGAGAAUGGGAGGAGGCUUUGGAGGGAAGGAGACCCGGGGCAUCGUGAUGACUGUGGCUGUGGCCCUGGCUGCAUACAAGACUGGCUACCCGGUGCGCUGCAUGCUGGAUCGUGACGAGGACAUGCUGAUAACUGGCGGCAGACACCCCUUCUUGGCCAGAUACAAGGUUGGCUUCAUGAAGACGGGGAAGAUUGUGGCUGUGGAGGUGGAUCACUACAGCAAUGCCGGGAACAGCCAGGACCUCUCUCUCGGUAUAAUGGAACGAGCUCUACUCCACAUGGACAACAGCUAUAAAAUCCCCAAUGUCCGGGGCACUGGGCGGCUGUGCAAGACCAACCUGCCCUCCAACACGGCCUUCCGGGGCUUUGGGGGGCCCCAGGCAUUGUUCAUUGCCGAGCACUGGAUGAGUGACGUCGCGGUGACCUGUGGGCUGCCUGCAGAGGAAGUACGGAGGAAGAACCUGUACAGAGAAGGGGACCUGACACACUUCAACCAGAGGCUUGAGGGUUUCAACUUGCCCAGGUGCUGGGAUGAAUGCCUGAAGAGCUCUCAGUAUCAUGUCCGGAAGAGUGAGGUUGACAAGUUCAACAAGGAGAAUUGUUGGAAAAAGAGAGGAUUGUGCGUAAUUCCUACCAAAUUUGGAAUAAGCUUCACAGUUCCUUUUCUGAAUCAGGCAGGAGCCCUGAUCCAUGUGUACACAGAUGGCUCUGUGCUGGUGAGCCACGGGGGCACAGAGAUGGGCCAAGGCCUUCACACCAAGAUGGUCCAGGUGGCCAGCAGAGCGCUGAAGAUCCCCACCUCUAAGAUCUAUAUCAGCGAAACAAGUACUAACACUGUGCCUAACACCUCUCCCACGGCUGCCUCUGUCAGCACCGACAUCUACGGACAGGCCGUCUACGAAGCCUGCCAGACCAUCCUGCAAAGGCUGGAACCCUUCAAGAGAAAGAAUCCCAGUGGCUCCUGGGAAGACUGGGUCAUGGCUGCCUACCGGGGUACAGUGAGCUUGUCUGCUACCGGGUUUUACAGGACACCCAACCUUGGCUACAGCUUUGAGACAAACUCAGGGAAUGCUUUCCACUACUUCACCUAUGGGGUGGCUUGCUCUGAAGUGGAAAUUGACUGCUUAACAGGGGAUCAUAAGAACCUCCGCACAGACAUCGUCAUGGAUGUUGGCUCCAGUCUGAACCCUGCCAUCGACAUUGGACAGGUGGAAGGGGCAUUUGUCCAGGGCCUGGGCCUCUUCACCCUGGAGGAGCUACACUACUCCCCUGAGGGGAGCCUGCACACCCGUGGCCCCAGCACCUACAAGAUCCCUGCAUUCGGCAGUAUCCCCACUGAGUUCAGAGUGUCCCUGCUCCGUGACUGUCCCAACAAGAAGGCCAUCUAUGCAUCCAAGGCUGUUGGGGAGCCGCCCCUCUUUCUGGGCGCCUCCAUCUUCUUCGCCAUCAAGGAUGCCGUCCGCGCAGCUCGGGCUCAGCACACAGAUAAUAAUACGAAGGAGCUUUUCCGGCUAGACAGCCCCGCCACCCCGGAGAAGAUCCGUAAUGCCUGCGUGGACAAGUUCACCACCACCCUGGUAUGAUGCCCCCUCAGUCUGGGGAGGCGGGGCAUAGGCUGGGGAAGGUUCUGUUGCAGAGAGAGGGGUGAGACAGUAGGCUCUCUCUCAACUGGGAAGCCUUGGGUCCACGCCCGCCCUCUGCUAUGCAGUUGAGGUACCUCCUGCAACCUGCAGGAAAAUAACAAGAAACCCUUAAAGCUGCAGCUUGCAGCUAGGCCUCCUGAGAGGAAGGAGGGCUGUUUGAUGCACAUUUAUCACCCACAGAUUUCAUUGUUUUCCAUAACGAUGAGGGUGAUGGAUAAAACUCCAGAAGAGCCUAAUCUUUUGUGUCCAUCACUGGCAUUUUUGAGACCCUUCUUUGUUAAACACACUGUGUGAGGUACUAAGGAAAUGGAGAGAAAAAGAAGAAUUAAUGAAUGAAUGAGAUGGAACACAUAUGUUCUGUGAUUACCCUGUGCCAUGCUGAUACUGGGGACACAUAAGUGCCCUUGAAGAGUUUGCAGCCUUUUAGGAAACCAGAUGAUUGCACUACGUGGUGAUCGGUCACUACCUUGGAGGCGUGUGUAGCAGUGAACUCCACGGUCGCUGGAAUCAUUUUGGGGAAGCCCCUAUGUGAUACUUGUGGAGACAAUGCCUGGCAAAAGGAGACUGUGCCAGGACAGUUUCAUCCACUGGUGGAGCCUCAGAAGCAGCCCAGUCUCUGAGUUGGGCUGAAGUGGGCCCUGCAUACACAGGACUCUCCAAUUGCCUUUGCAGCCUCUACUGAGUUAGCAGAACUGGAUUCUUCCUGAUACCCAAGUUGGAUUUCCUCUUGGAUAUUUGAUAGGAAAUUUGAUAGGCCUUUUGGGUUUCAAGAUGAAGUGGGUACUCAUGAACCCAGAGUUCCUGGGAUGGGAAGGGUACAGGAGAAGCCCCGGGGGCAGGCAAAUCCGCCAUCAGUACUGAGCGUGAGGAAGGAAGAUGGGUCCCCAGUCAGGCUGCCCUUUAGGUUUUCCAGUAGAUUUAGCUUCAGGGUGAGGACCACACAGCCCAUGCGCAGGGCUCCCAGGCAGUGAGAUGCCCACGCCUGUGCAGCAACCUUCCCAUAGCCCAGAACCUCCCCACCGUGGCCCCAGUGCUGACAGUUACCCAAACCCCAUUCUCAGAGGGCAGAGGUGCUGCAUGGCUCCCAGGAAGCGCACACAGAUUGCAAAGUUAGCUCCUUGUAUAUAAACUGAUGCAGAACUCAACGAUUUGAUGAGCCCCUCCUCUGAGGCCCUAGACCUAAAGCAGAGUUUCAAACCUAAGCCCCUUUGUGAUGCCACAACACCCAGGUGAUUUUAAAUCCCUGCAGUGGAUUUGCAUGAGCAGCUGAUCCAGGAGUCAAGUGUGCUUUUGAAGGACUGUGUCACAUGACAAAGGGCCCCUUCUCUAGUUGGUCAUCCCUGGAUCUCCAGAGCCUGCCACAGUGCUUACCACAUGGAACGUGCUUAAUAAAAAUAAACGAAUGACUAGGAAAUUAAGGGGUCCUGCCCUGGGGGCACUCCCAACAUCUGGGACUGCAGAGUGGUGUCUGGUCUUGGAAUGGUGGCUGGCACUGGUGAGCUAUGUGAAGACCCUGCAAUAAGUUCCCUGUUGUUCCUUCCUAGUGUGUCACUGAUGUACCAGAAAAUUGUAAACCCUGGUCUGUGAAGGUCUGAAGAAAAAAGCCCCAUUGGAGUCUUCUUAUCCUACAGUGGGGAUUCCAUGGAAGAUGACACUUGCUCUGCAGAACAUGAACUUAUAAAACUUGCAGGAUGACAAUGGUGUGAUUCAUCAGGACGGUGUUUGGAAGAACAUUGAAUGCAUUGGAAGAUUUUGAUCAAAAAUAUGAUUUAUACAAUGAUAAGCAAAUUCAGAAAUGUUAGGCCCAAGUGGCUAAUAGGCAAUUAGCAUCAUUUCAUGUCUGUUGUAAUCACGUAUUUGAAAUAGAUUUAGGAAGUGUUUGUGCUAUGUCCCAACUCACUGGACAGCCUGUAUAACCUCAAGUGUUGACAGCAUCUGUUCUUCAAAGAGGAUUUCCACAAACCUCCAGAGGCGUAAACCAAAGUAACUCUGAAUCUGUGAGCCUUCCUCAGAAAGCUUUUCCUUCAAACCAGUGAGCGCCAUAUUAUAACCUCAUAUCCACACUCAGAUUUGCAAUGGGACAGUGGGGUGAGAUUCAAACCUCUAAGCACUUCAUGGGAGAGAAUAAAGAAUGGAACAAAUUCAAGGUUAAUUGGAUUUAAUCUUCUUAAGCUGCAUAAAGUAAGAUUAUUCUAUAACACCAAAAGCCAACAAACCCAGUUAUUGAGUACCUACAAUGCAUUAGCUUCUUCCUCUUUGUGCAUUAAAAAAAGAUCAGGUUUAAAAAUCUUCAGCUGAAGCCAGUAGUUCUCAUCUACAAAUGAGGCUACUCGAAUCAAGAUAGGCCAGAGAAAAAACAGUCAAGGAGCCUGGGUUCUCAUCCCAGCCAUGUCUCUAAUUAUGUUUGUGACCUUAGGCUGUCACUUCCCUUUUCUGUGCUUCAUUUUACUGCAAAAUGAAAGGAUUGGACUGGAAUAAUCUCUUAAGGUCUUCUCUGGAUCUAAACGUCUAUAAAUAUAUGACCUAAAAACUCCAGUUACAUAAGGGAACUGCAGCACUCAGAGACUUGGUUCCCUUACUGUGAUGUGCUAUCUGGGCUUCAUGAACUUGACUUAAAUCCCCCCAAGUGUCUGAGGUUGGAAAAGAGAAUAGGAGAAAGGCAAGCAUCCCCUCUGCUUGUUCUGACGGGUGAUUUCAUCACCACCUGGUGCUAGGUGGACAGUGUGACCUUGUCAUGUGCCUUCACUGUAUAAAAUAUCCAACAUUCUGCUGGAUGGGAUCCACGGUUCUGGCCACAGGAGAAGGAUAGUGUAAACCACGCAGCUGAGCCCGGCGCUUGAUGUCACCAAUAAAUGAAACCGUCAGCUGGUUGGCAUGUGAGAAAUGCUUCUUCAUCAUCAUAAUCACACCAGAUGCUGACAUCUGCCAUAUAUUAGCCAACCUUCAUUGCUAGAGAAUGCACACACCAAACACUCACAUCUAUACACACACACACACACACACACACACACACACACACACACUUUCUUACAAAAUUCCUUUCUUCAGAAUAUUCUAGACUUUUACAGCAUGAUUAAAACUGAAGAGCUUUAGAAAUAAAACCGGUAUUUGCACUGAGAUCCACACAGUUCCGUUUCAUUGAUUUUCUGGAAUGUUCUAGGACAUGGCCUGAAACUGAGAUGUGUCUGUCAGCUGUUAGUAGUCUAUCAGGGCUGAACAAUGACUGAAUUCCCUCUGAGCUUAGGAACAGAGGCAAGGCAGGGUGGUCGUGAAAAUCAAACAGGCAAGUGCUUUGUGAGCUGUAAGUCACCGUGCUAUUCCGAGGUGUUGCCUUCCUCAGACACCUGGCCUUGCCUUGUUGUCUUAUCUGUAAACUGCUUCAACUCUGUAAAGUGAGGGUCCUUGGGCUUGGUGUUGCACAGGGGAUGCCAGCACUGACUGCAGUAUCUCACUGCAACCUGCAGAGGGCAGUGGAAGACUGGACAUGAGACCAUAGUCUCCAGCUGGCCCAGCAGCGUUGCGUCCGCUGCAGGUUAGUUACCGGGGAGCUGAUUUUACUGCCUCAGGAUAAACCAGGUGUCUUCAAAGGUCUCUUCAAGAGCCAGAUUUGAAGCUGAUUUAGCGUUUCAGACUGAAGAAAUCUCCUCAAAGGAGCUCUCAGAAGACAUGGGUCAGCUGUGGGAGUCUGAACUCCUGGUGAAUGGCUGGCAGGGGAAGGCAGGUCUUACUUUCUCAGCAUCUACAACUUGCCAGGUGCCAAUUUUCAUGUUUUACAUACGGCGUCUCAUUUAAUCAUCCCAGUGGCCUUAAGAAGUAGUACUUUAAUGUCUGUAACGACAUGAAGAAGAAACCCUACCCACAGCCGUGUGGUAAACGGGCGUUUACUCCCGGAAGACAAGCUGCGACUGAGCCAUGGAGGCAGGGAAACCUGGCAUAUACCGGGAGUCCAUCUGCCUGUCAGAGUGGACCCGUGCUACUCAGGCUCCCAGAGGUUGGACGAGGCCCCUGAUCGCCUAUCUGUUCGCCUGUGUGCAGGUUAGGACUCUCACAGGGGCACGGCCAAGCCGUGGACUGUGGUCAGAAGGCAGUGAUGAGCUUCAAUCUACUGCAGCUAAAAGGUGGCUGGGGAGCCAGGACGGGGAGGACAGGAUGGAUGGAGGUCGUAGGAGGAACCGUGGGCAAGGGAUAAGGACAGAAAUAGUCCUAGCUGAUGGAUUUACGACUGGGAACAUCCCCGGGCCCACGGUAUUUUUAUCUUUAGCGGAGGGGGAGCCUGGAAACCAUUCCCUUUGCUGCCUAUUUUAGAUCCUGGGACAAGGCUGUUCGGAACAUGCAGCUUCCUUGACCUGCUGAGGCUUGAUGUCGCCCUGGGGCCCCCCAGGCCCAGGGACCUGUCCUUUUGUUUUGUCUCUAUCCUGGACUGGGGGAGUACAUGCCCCCAAGGCAGGAGACAGAUCCUGUGACAAUCUCAUCACCUGAAACAAAGCAGCCCACCGAUGGGAAUGGAAAUGUCAGGAACCGCCCGAAGGGUUUUUGGCAUCACCUCUGUCCUUGAACUGGCCUGGCCCUGACCUUGUCCAAUCUUCUAGACCGACUCAGCAUCCUAGAACUGGAAAGAACUUGGGAACCAUCAAACUCAAGCUUUUUGUUUAACAGCCAAGAAUCGUAAGCCCAGAGAGGGUAACUGACUUGUCUACUGUCCCACAGCACUUUAGUGGGAGAGACAGGCUUAUGACAAGGCUGCCUGACUCCUGGUCCAGAUGCUUUAAACUAAAUCAUACAUCCACUAGUCAAGCGAGCCUUCUCUUAGGCAACCUUUGGGUCAAAUUGUGGGGAAAAUGAUAGAAUUCUAGUCACGUGGGGUGGGAAGACGAUAUGGACAGCUUGGAGCCCAAGACAAACACUGUGCCCUACUGUCGCCUGUGCUCUAGGACAGGGUGCUGCAAUUGGAAUCCUUCUGAAGCUCCACAGGUGGGAACAAAACAGUAAGUGCAAAACAACCCCUUGUUCCAAAGUGAUGGGCUAAGUCACCUAUGCGAGACUUGCAGAGGGGCUUGGCUGGAAACGGACUUUGCUGCCUUUAGCUCAUCACCUACCUCAGGGAGUAAAGAAAUGAAAUACAGAGUUUGAGAUAUUGGAGAGAGAGUAUGUCUUUGAAGACAGCAAGAUGUAUAUCCUCCUUGUUACAGAGAAAAGAGGGAGGGAGGAAGGGAUGGAGAGAGAGAGAGACUGUGUAUGGGGCAGCAUUUUCCCCCACCAGGUCAGGGGAAGGGGAGCUUCAAGGGUCCACUCAGAGACCCACAUCCUGAGAGCUUCUUGAGCGGCUGUGGUUUGGAUCAGCCUGAGGCAGCAGAGCAGCAAGAGGAAGUGGGUGAGAGCGAGUUACCCAUCCUCCAGUGUCAGGGCAAGGAUACCAGUGUGGCCACACUGGAGGAAGCCACCCAGGAGGACUGCCUGGAGGGGGUGAUGUAAUCCCAACAGAGGGAGAGACCAUUUUGUGCCUAGGGAUCAAACUAGCCUCCGGUUAGCUUGCUCCAGGGUGGCCCACUGGAGCACCCUUCCGAGUGCUCUACUGUGCCUUUGUGAUGGCCCGAGCCUGAGACCUGAGAUUUCUCACUCAGAAGUCUUUCCUGAGAAUGAGCCCUGAAUGUUGGGGGAGGGGGCUUAAGCAGCCCAGGCUGCUCCCACUGUUCUGAUGCAUUCAGAACACCAGCCCUAGAAGCACAGAGCGCGUUUCUGAGAGUCUGGGCAGCGUGUGGCUUGCUGCCUUUUCCUCCUGCCUGCCCAUCUCCAUCACACCCUAGCGGGGCUGGAGACCAGGGCCCUUCCUCCGUGCAGCCAAUUGUCCUCACCCAUCAACAGCGUUGAACUGACCCAUGCAUGUGCCCUGUGUUCUUCCUCCCGUGAGAUGUGUAUUUCCUGGGGUCCUCCUGUCCAUGUGAUGUACUGGAGGGAGGCUGCCUUUCCUUGCUUCCCACCAAGGCUGGAGUGAACACCUGCCCUGGGCAGUGGCACCAGCAUGCCUCAGGCAUUGCUUGGCUAUUUAGGAACUGAGUGUGGGCGGGCCAAGCCCCUCUGCUUCUCCUCUUCUUCCUCUCUCUUGGGCAAGUCACUUAGUCACUCAACCUCAGUGUUUUCAUCUGUAAAAUGGGCUUGAAUAAUCAUACCAACCCUGCAAGAAAAUUUUAUUUCUAAAUGGACAUGCAUGAGGUAUCCACCGCAGCAUGGGGAAUUGUCCUUCCUGCAAAAAAAUUAUAAAUGGAGAUACUCGACUUUGGUACUUGCUCCUAGUCCUUUAUCAGACCCACAUAAUUAUUUUGUACUAUAGUUUCUUAAAGCAUUUCUAUGUGCUGAAACAAUUAUACACAGAAGUGGAACAUCUUGUCUAUUACUCAUGUUUUGAGUGUUGUGUUUAUAACCAGAUACACUUUGAAUUUGUUUGUUUCCCUGUGGAGGGUCUGUUUUUCCUUUAAGAACUUUUUUCUUAAAUAAAUUCAAUUACAAUGUAUACCAAAUAUAAGUAAUAUGGAGAAAAAUAAAAGACACAUAUAUACUUCCCACCCAGUUCUAAAAAUGUUUGUUUCCCCAUAUUUGUUUCUCAUGCUUAAAAAUGAAUAAGUACAGCUGAAGCCUCCCAUUUCAUUCCACCCCCGCCCUCAGACUUGCCUCUCUGCCUUAAGGUAGUCAAUAUUCUAAGGUUGGUGUGUAUCCUCCCCCUUCAUGUUUUUAUAUUACAUGUGUAUUCAUUCACAGGCAACGUACAGUAGUUGUGCAUGAAUGUGUUUCAAAAGUCAUACCCAUCAACCACCAGAAUGACUAAAAUUAAAAAGACUAAAAAUUCAAGUGUGAAUAAGAUGCAGAGUAACUGGAACUCUCACACACAGCUAGGAAAGUAAAUUGGUAAAACCCUUGGGGAGAACUACUGAGAGUCUCUACUUAAAGCUGAAAGUCUGCAUACCCCCUGCCAGGAAUUGCUGAGCUUAUACCUCAGAGAAAUGCAUGCACAUAUGCACCAAAAAAAAAGUCCCAGACUGAUCAUAGGAGCACUGCUUGUAAUACCUCCAAACUAAAAACAUCCCAAAUGUAGAUCACCAAUGAAAAGCAUAAAUUAUCGUGGCACGUUCCUACAAUGGAAUCCUAGCAUAGCAAAGAGAACGAAUAAACUAUAGCUACAUGCUUCAACAAGGAUGCGUCCCCCAAACAUAAUAUGGAAUUAAAGAAGCCAGACAGGAAACAAGUACACACUUUGUAUGUAUAUGAUCCCAUGUAUAUAAAUUUCAAAAAUAGGCAAAACCAAUCUAUAGGAUUAGAGGUUACGCGAGUAGUUACCUUUGGACAGGGGUAGUAACUAGAGUAGAGCAAGGUGGAGGAGACAUCUUCUGGGAUAUUUGUUAACGUUCUAUUUCUUAACCUGGGUGUUGGUUACAAGGGUGUGCCGCUUGGUGAAAAUUCAUUGAAUGGUUCAUUAUGAUGUGUACAUUUUUAUGUAUGUAUAUUGCUCUUCAAUAAA